Molecule: messenger RNA, 2270 nt
Organism: Sphaeramia orbicularis (orbiculate cardinalfish)
Lineage: Eukaryota; Metazoa; Chordata; Actinopteri; Kurtiformes; Apogonidae
Gene: slc27a2
Product: solute carrier family 27 member 2
Exons: 10
Coding region: 249-2111 (620 amino acids)
Biological process (GO): long-chain fatty acid import into cell; long-chain fatty acid metabolic process
Cellular component (GO): endoplasmic reticulum membrane; plasma membrane
Molecular function (GO): long-chain fatty acid-CoA ligase activity; long-chain fatty acid transmembrane transporter activity
Source: RefSeq, a predicted model, not a curated record
GGCAUAUCCUCAUACCAUGCACCACAAAUGCAGAAAGCCGUAAAAACAUCCGAGUUUAGACGUGGGAACGCCCGAUCUGGCAACCCGAGACAUUCCGGAAUGGAGGAGGGGUCGGAGGGGCAGCGCAGAGGACCGCCCCGGAGCGACUACAUGAACUUUGUCACAAAUUUCACCGAGCUGCCUUAUUUCCACGCCCUGUGCUCGUCCGUGGCAGAUGUCAGUCGUGUGUCCUCCUCCCACUGUGGAACAUGUACGUGUUUUUGACCGCCGUGGCCGGACUGCUGCUCCUGGCCCUGCCGCUCGUGCAGACCCGCUUCCCCUACCUGGGCCAGGACUUCGCCUACAUUCUGAGGAGCAUCAAACUGGGGAUCAGACUCACCAAGUACAAGAAGGUCCAGCCUUUCUACAGCAUCCUGGACUGUUUUCUGGAUGCGGUCCGGUCCCAUCCAUCCAAGGUGUUUGUGCACUUUGAAGGCCGCGCGCACACGUACGAGGAGGCGGAUAAACACAGUAACAGGGUGGCACGAGCCCUGCAGGCGGAGGUGCGCCUCCAGGAGGGGGACCCCGUGGCCCUGUUCCUGCCCAAUGAGCCCACUUUCAUCUGGGUUUGGCUGGGCCUGGCCAAACUGGGCUGUCCGGCUGCUCUGCUCAACUUCAACAUCAGAUCCAAGUCUCUGCUGCACUGUUUCUCCUGCUGUGGGGCCAAAGUGCUCCUCACAUCCCCAGAGCUGCAGGAUGCUGUGGAGGAAGUUCUACCUACUCUGAAGGAGCAGGGGAUCAGUGUGUACCUCCUGUCAGAGACCUGCAGCACCCAGGGCAUCAGCACCCUGUCCGACAAGAUCCGCCAGGCCUCAGACGAGCCCCUGUCCCGGGACCUCCGAGCCAACGUCAACAUUAAGAGCACAGCACUCUACAUUUACACAUCAGGCACCACAGGUUUGCCUAAGGCAGCUAUUGUCUCACAUGAGCGGGUUUGGGCAGCGUCCUUCAUCCAAGCAGUGUGUGGAGUCACAGAAAACGACAUCUUCUACAUCAAUCUGCCGUUGUAUCACAGCGCUGGCUUCCUCAUCGGGAUGGCUGGUGCCAUCGAGAGAGGCAUCACCAUCAUUUUGCGAAGAAAGUUUUCUGCCUCUCAGUUCUGGGACGACUGCAGGAAGUAUAAUGUGACGGUGAUGCAGUACAUCGGUGAAACCAUGCGUUAUCUCUGCAACACGCCCAAGAAAGACAAUGAGAAGGACCACAAAGUGAGGGUCGCCAUCGGUAACGGAGUCAGGACAGACAUUUGGUCGGAGUUUCUGAGCCGCUUUGGGGACAUUAAAGUCAGAGAGUUAUACGCUGCCACGGAGGGAAACAUCGGGUUCAUCAACUACACAUCCAAGAUCGGGGCAGUUGGACGAGUUAACUUUGUUCACAGGUUUUUCUUCCCCUACACUCUGAUCAAGUUUGACAUUGAGAAGGAGGAGCCUGUCAGGAACGCAGAUGGUCUGUGUGUUGAAGCAGCUCGAGGUGAGACGGGUCUUCUGGUGGGAAGGGUCACUCAGAGGUCUCCAUUUAUUGGCUACGCCGGCAACAAGCAGCAGACUGAGAAGAAGAGACUCCGUGAUGUCCUGAAAAAGGGCGACUUGUACUUCAACACUGGCGAUUUGCUCCGGUUUGACAGUGAAAACUUUGUGUACUUUCAGGAUCGUGUUGGGGACACUUUCAGAUGGAAAGGAGAGAACGUUGCUACAUCAGAGGUCGCAGAUAUUCUAACAAUGGCUCAUUCCAUUUUGGAGGCAAAUGUUUAUGGUGUAAAAGUUGAAGGUCACGAGGGACGCAUCGGCAUGGCAGCUGUCACCCUGAAAGAAGGGGAAGACUUCGACUGUUUAGACGCCUACAAACAAGUCGUCAACUACCUCCCAGCGUACGCACGACCCCGCUUCAUCAGAAUCCAGCCCUGCUUGGAGAUGACAGGGACGUUCAAGAUGAAGAAAGUGAAGCUGGUGGAGGAAGGUUUCAACCCAGCGAACAUCACAGAUCCUUUGUAUUUCCUGGAUCCUGAGAAAAAGACGUACGUUCCCCUCACCGAAGAGAUUUACAAGGCAAUCGCUUCUCGGGAAAUCAAACUCUAACAUGGACACUAAAGGUUGUUCGUCAUCACCCGUGGAUUCUUAACAGUGGACUAAUCUCAGGGACAGACUGACUUUGACUCAUCAUCAGUUUUUAUUAAUACAACUACUGUGCAUCUGUUUUACCGUGAAAAAUUAAAAUCUGGUCAUCUUUUAUACAGA